Trichechus manatus latirostris (Florida manatee) is the source of this 1053-nucleotide messenger RNA. RefSeq names its product alpha-1-microglobulin/bikunin precursor (gene AMBP). Gene Ontology annotation, molecular function: serine-type endopeptidase inhibitor activity. The transcript is spliced from 10 exons. Lineage: Eukaryota; Metazoa; Chordata; Mammalia; Sirenia; Trichechidae. The record is from RefSeq and is a predicted model, not a curated record. Bases 1 to 1053 code for a protein of 350 amino acids.
AUGCAGAGACUCGGGGCCCUGCUUCUGCUGCUGACCGCCUGCCUGGCAGUGAGUGCCAGCCCAGUGAAAACACCACUCAACGACAUCCAAGUGCAGGAGAACUUUGACCUCCCUCGGAUCUACGGGAAAUGGUUCAACAUAGCCAUUGGCUCCACCUGCCAAUGGCUGAAGAGGUUGAAGGCCGGGCCGACCAUGAGCACCCUGGUCCUGGGAGAGGGAGCUACAGACACAGAGAUCAGCACAACCAGCACUCGUUGGCGGAAAGGCUUCUGUGAGGAGAUCUCUGGGGCAUAUGAGAAAACAGACACAGCUGGGAAGUUCCUUUAUCACGGAUCCAAAUGGAAUGUAACCUUGGAGUCCUAUGUGGUCCACACCAACUAUGAUGAGUACGCCAUUUUUCUGACCAAGAAAUUCAGCCGCUAUGGACUCACCAUUACUGCUAAGCUCUAUGGGCGGCAGCCUCAGGUGAGGGAGAGCCUCCUGGAGGAGUUCAGGGAAUUUGCCCUGGGUGUGGGCAUCCCUGAGGAUUCCAUCUUCACCACGGCCGACAAAGGUGAGUGUGUCCCUGGAGAGCAGGAGCCAGAACCCACCGCAGCCCUGAGAGCCCGGCGGGCUGUGCUACCCCAAGAUGAUGAGGGCUCAGGGGCUGGGCAACAAAUACCUGAUUUCCACAAGAAAGAAGAUUCCUGCCAGCUGGAGCAUGACGUAGGUCCCUGCCUGGGGAUGACCAACAGGUAUUUCUAUAAUGGCUCAUCCAUGGCCUGUGAGAUUUUCCAAUAUGGCGGCUGCUUGGGCAACGGCAACAACUUUUUCUCAGAGAAGGAGUGUCUGCAGACCUGCCGAACUGUGGCGGCCUGCAAUCUCCCCAUAGUCCCUGGCCCUUGCAAAGUCGUCUUCCAGCUCUGGGCAUUUGAUGCUGUCCAGGGGAAGUGCAUCCUCUUCAACUAUGGGGGCUGCCAGGGCAAUGGCAACAAGUUCUACUCAGAGAAGGAGUGCAAGGAGUACUGUGGCACUCCUGGCGAUGAUGAGGAGCUGCUGCGAUUCAACAACUGA